AUGAGCUCUCUGAACACGGAAAGCACCUCGGGCCUCUGCGAUUCCUGUCGUGGUGUAUCACCAUUUACAGUCUCAUCCAUACGCACAACAGCCACCGGUCAGCAACUCGGCUACCGCCACCGAACCUAUCAAGACCUGGAGCAAUCUUCAAGUCUCUGUCCGCUUUGCAAGUUAAUACUUGACGAGCUAAUCAAAGCCUCGCAUCCCACCAUCAAGCUGAAGAAAGGGAGGGUACACCAGGUACUGCUGUCUUCAGACAAAUACCACAGUGUAGAACACACAAGACGUGAGCUCUGUGUAAUAACAGUUCUCGUAACUAAUUCCAACGCCCGAGCUUUUUUGCAUGCUUGGGCAGAUCCGUCAAGUGAUGCAGCUCUAUCUGGGGAUAUUGCCGGCCACGCUCUUCAUCCAGCACCAAACUCCCCUGGAGCUUUCCGCCAAAUCCAGACAUGGCUCGAAACCUGUCUGAGAAGCCAUACAGAGUGCAACUCUGUGCCCUUGGCGGAUGCAGACACAUCAUCCACAACCCGCUUUCCCACCAGGCUGUUGGACGUCGGGACUAACAACACCCCCUUUGUCAAAGUGACGGAUCGUCAGAAUGCACUGGAACGAUAUGCGGCGUUGAGCUACUGCUGGGGUCCAGCAGCCACACAACUUCGUACCCUCAAGUCGAACUUGGCUGAACACACCACCACGGGAAUAAACAUAUCCGCCAUGCCAGCCACCCUCCGCGAUGCCGUCAUCGCAACGAGGAAUCUCGGCCUCCGCUACCUCUGGAUUGACGCCCUUUGUAUCAUCCAGGAUGAUAGCCCCGACUGGCUGCGAGAGGCACCCCAAAUGGGCCUCAUCUACCAAAACGCCCACCUUACCAUUGCCGCGACGGGUUCUAGCUCGUCCACCGGCGGUUUGUUUCACCCUCGAGACACCACCACAAAUCAGUCCGUUGUUGAGCUCUCUUACCUACCACCGGGAUGUACAAAGCCCCGAACAUUCUUCGUGGGACCACAUACCCCAUUCUUUGACAAAGUCGUCACCGCGAGCGUAUGGAACAGCAGGGGCUGGGUCCUCCAGGAACGAAAUCUGAGCCGGAGAAUUGUCCUGUUUUCUGUCGGACAGCUGUUCUUUGAGUGUAUCCGGCAUAGUGUUGCUGAGGAUGGUCUUGUCUUGGCAGCAGUGAGAUGA
This is a messenger RNA of Podospora pseudopauciseta, 1182 nucleotides long. RefSeq lists its product as uncharacterized. Bases 1 to 1182 code for a protein of 393 amino acids. Lineage: Eukaryota; Fungi; Ascomycota; Sordariomycetes; Sordariales; Podosporaceae. The record is from RefSeq and is a predicted model, not a curated record. The transcript has a single exon.